Oryza sativa Japonica Group (Japanese rice) is the source of this 1705-nucleotide messenger RNA. The record is from RefSeq and is a predicted model, not a curated record. NCBI's taxonomy places the organism in Eukaryota, Viridiplantae, Streptophyta, Magnoliopsida, Poales, Poaceae.
CUUCAUUUCUGUUCCAUUUCCCAUUCAUCGCGCGUCGUCUCCACCUUUCUUGCUUGUGCCACCAAGCUAUCUCCUCCUCUCCUUCUCCUCUAGCUAGAGCUAGUGCUUCCUCCAUCUUCAGUCUAGCUUCAAUUCAAGCUAGGGAGCAAGCUAGCUAGCUAGCAUGGUGGAGUCUACUACAUCCCUUGUGAAAUUAGAGCAAGAUGGAGGCUUGUUCUUGCCUCCAGGCUUCAGGUUUCACCCGACGGACGCUGAGGUAAUCUUAAGCUACCUCCUGCAGAAGUUGCUCAACCCUAGCUUCACCUCCUUGCCCAUCGGCGAGGUCGACCUCAACAAGUGCGAGCCAUGGGAUCUUCCAAGCAAGGCGAAGAUGGGGGAAAAAGAAUGGUACUUCUUCAGCCACAAGGACAUGAAAUACCCAACUGGCAUGCGAACCAACCGGGCCACCAAGGAGGGCUACUGGAAGGCCACCGGCAAGGACAGGGAGAUCUUCAGGCAGCCUGCAGCUGUUAAUACAAGCAGCUAUGGAGGCAGCAGCAACAAGAAGAAGCAGCUGGUUGGGAUGAAGAAGACGCUGGUGUUCUACAUGGGGAGGGCUCCCAAGGGCACCAAGACCAACUGGGUGAUGCACGAGUUCCGUCUCCACGCCAACCUCCACAACCACCACCCAAACCUUCGUCUGAAUCCCAAGGACGAAUGGGUUGUGUGCAAGGUCUUCCACAAGAAGCAGGGAGACGAAGCCAUCAACAACCAGCAGCAGCAACCACAGUAUGCAGCCGUGGAUCAGUACUCUGCCGAAACCCCCAACAGCGGCAGCUCCGUCGUUCAAGCCGGCGACAUCGACGGCGGCGAUGACUUCUUUCAGCUAGACGACAUCAUUGACCCCAGCAUCUACUUCGUCAGCAACUCUUCCAACAUCUUGUCGGCGCCGCCCAACAACAACAACGCGGUUUAUUCCGUUUCUGCAAGUACGACGACGACUAAUACUACUGCCGUUAGCUUCCAGCAGCAGCCAAACUACUACAGCUUGAUCAACAAAAGCAGCAGCAGCAGCAGCAGCAACUAUAGUGCUCCUCUGCAGCAGCACGUCUCUUCUUGGAAUAUUACGCCUGGAGCUGGAGGAGCCCAUGGAAUUGGAAGCAGCUACUACAACUUGCAGCAGCAGCAGGCAGCAAUGGUGAAAGCCCUAGAAAAUGUCAUUGCUGUCCCGAAUUUUGGUACUCUACUGCCGAGCAGCAACAAGCUGAAGGGUUUAUCGAAGUCGGCGAUGGCUGGGCUUACGCAGCAGAAUCCCCUUGGCGUGCCGCAGUACAAGAUAGAGAAUUAUGGGGAUCAUUACAUAUCACGACAGUAAUGAUCACAUAUACAUAUAUAUUGCAUGCUGCUGCGUUCUGAGAAUUUUUGUGCUCGGCUACUGCAUUACUGAAUUACGUACUGAACAUGGACAUCAUCGAGAUUUAGGAAUAUAUGUGUGUGCAAUUUAUUUUUGUUGACUGCUUCAUUAUUUAGUUCUUCCUAGGUAGCUAGCGAGAUCAUUCGUCUAUAUAUAUUCCGUUUGCUUAAUAGGUUUCUUUUGUAUAUACAAAGGUCGUGUUUGUUUUGUUAAUUAAUUUGUUGGUGCUAACUACUACUGAUUGUUGAUAUGUUGUGGCACAUACAUGUUUGGGAGCCAUUUAUUUAUGAGACUUCUCCUGUUAGUUCUCUA